CGGCUGGUUUGGAGCCGCCUGCCCUUCAACACAGCCGGGGGCCGGGGGGGAAGCGCCGCGUGGCAAUCAGCGGCGGCGGCAGGAGUGGGGACCGGCGGCGGAGAGGACCCGCUUCGCGCAGAGCCGCCGACAAGACAUUCUGAGCUGGACACAUUAUAUACAUUUGCAGUAUUUUCCAUAGGAUUGAAAAAUGAAGAGAGAAGAACAAUAUUAUUUGACCUCCAAUGGCAAAAGGAGAUUUCUAGAGUGCUUCCUGUAAAGUAUUUUGUAGAAGAAUGCAUUCUUCAAAGAAUAAAAAUGUAGAAAAGCCAGAACCAUUUUAUAGACCUUCAGCACCUAAGCAGAAGACCAGUGCUGAGAUAAUAAAUGAAGCACGAAAUGCACUAAGGACUUUAAGGACUCAGAGGCCGUUUACACCUAGAGAGGACCAAAGGAAACUUUUUGGAUCUGCAUCUUCACGAACACCAGAAAAUAGACCACCUUCCACUUUUAGUCUCCAUGCUUCCAGUUUUGAAUCAGGUGAAUCAAGACCGGUGUCUGGUACACGUCUCAGCCCACUGGACCAUAGCAGCGAACUUAAUAAUUUCUGUGAGCGUCCAGCGAGAGAGACUGGACAUUGCAGAAGGAUGUCUCUUGGGAACUGGGGUUCACUGAUUCUUACCUUGCAGAAGCCAAAACUACUUUCAUCGCCUACAAAAGAUGAAGAUUCUUCCAUUUCCUUCCCGAAGCCUCCAGUGGACCCAAUGGAGGUUAGGAAAGUCAGCAGUGUCCGGGCUCGCUUAUGUAGAACAGCUUCUCAGGGAAAUCUUCUUCCAGAUAAAAUAUUUCUUCCUGAUGAGAAUAAGGAGGGGGUAAAUUCUGAAGAACCAGCUACCAUGGAUGAUCUUUCAAGGAGAAGUAAUAAAAGUUGUUUAGCAGAACUAAGUCCACACUCCAAUUUUAAGGAUGAUGGUAUUCCACUAAUUUACAAUGAGCAUAAUAAGGCAGAGGAGCAAGACUUCUUAAAAGGGGCAGUAGCAACAUCUCCAUUGCAGUUCAGAAGUGGAAGUGACCAAAUUAAAAACGGUGACAGGGCUUCAUCAAAUCUAAGCAGCACUGGCUGGAAUAAAUCAGGAAGCAAAGCAGGCUCAGAGAAUGACUCAAGAGUAAAUGAAACAGAAGAGGAAGAAAACUACUGGAAUGUAAAGGUUGUACCAAUUGUAUAUGAAUUAGAGAAUGAAGACAAUAUAGAAAACCUCUGUCGUGCCUGCACCAGUCUCCAUCAAGCCUUGGAAGAAGGAAAUAUGUUUGGAAAGAGAUUUAAAAGAAGAAGUGCGCUUCUGAAGAUAUUAUAUAAACUAGUUGACAUUGGUUCAGACCCACUUGGCCUAAAACUGGCAAGAAUGAUUCUGGCUCUUAAAGUAAGUGGAAAGAAUCUGCUCAAUGUCUGCAAGCUUGUAUUUAAAAUUAGUAGAAAUGAGAAAAAUGAUUCGCUCAUUCAAAAUGAGAGUCUAUUGGAUUCUUUGUUGGAGAUCCUGAGAUUUGAAGAUCUACAAACAAACAAUGAGGCUUUUCUGUAUUGCCUGGGAGCAAUAAAAUUCAUUUCUGGAAAUGCAGUACUCCUUAAUGAACUGGUUAACAAAGGAGCUGUUGAAAUAUUGUUUCAGUUAAUGAAACAGAUUAAUAAUAUUAAAGAAAAUGACACACGUUUCUCCAACUUGGGCCACCUAUUAGUCCAGCUGACAGCUACUUUGCGAAACUUGGUUGAUUUACCUCUUUCAAGAUGCCAGCUCCUGUGUAGUGGUGCAGUUUCAGAGCUCUGGGUGGUGCUGGAGCAGCGUAUGAAUGAUAAGGAUAUAUGUACCAAUAUUGUCAGGAUAUUCAGCAAACUUUCUUCCUACAAUGACUGCUGUGCAGCUCUGGUAGCAUGCUCCAGAUGUUAUGUCUUAUUUUUAGCCCUUCUAAACAAACACCAAAAGAAGCAGGAUUUAGUUGUCCGUGUUGUUUUCAUUCUUGGCAAUUUAACAGCGAAGAACAACCAGGCCCGUGAACAAUUUUUUAAAGAGAAAGGAAGUGCUGACACCCUGAUAUCAUUAUUCCAAACCUACAAUGAAUUUGAUUUGAAUACAAAAAAAGAGAAACAUGAAGGAGAAGAAAAUAAAUCAAAACAAAAGCAUCCUUCAGAAGCAGAAGAUGUCCUUAUAAAACUGAUAAGAGUGCUCGCCAAUCUCUCCAUUCAUCCUAAUGUUGGUGCUGUUCUGGCAGCUAACCAUCACAUUGUGGCAUUGCUUGUUACAGUGCUAGAAUACAAGUCAGUUGAUGACUGUGAGGAGCUGGUGAUCAACGCUGCCGCAACAAUCAACAAUUUAUCCUAUUACAAAGUGAGGAAUUCUGUAAUCGAAGACAAGAAGCUACACAUUGCAGAGUUGCUUCUAAAGCUGCUAAUGAGCAGCAAUAUGGAUGGAAUUCUGGAAGCUGUUAGAGUCUUUGGCAAUCUUUCCCAAUACCUUGAGAUCUGUGACUUCAUCAUACAGAAGAAGGUAUACAAGUUCAUCAUUGCUUUGCUCGAUGCCAAACAUCAAGAUGUCUGCUUUUCUGCCUGUGGAGUUCUGCUAAACCUUACUGUGGAUAAGAACAAACGAGCUAUACUAAAGGAAGAAGGAGGAAUUAAGAAGUUAGUUGAUUGUUUAAGAGACUUUGGGCCUACAGACUGGCAGUUGGCUUGCUUGAUAUGCAAAACGCUGUGGAACUAUAGUGAAAAUAUCACAAGUGCUGCAUCAUGCUUUGAAGAAGACGAUAGCAAUACGCUCCUAGUGCUGCUUGCAUCAUUUUUAGAUGAGGAAUUAGCAUUGGAUUACAACUUCGACAGAGAUUUAAGGGACUAUCACAAACUGUAUUGGGAAACAGAGUUCAAGCCUGUGGCACAGAAGCUUCUCAACAGAAUUCAAAGCCACCAUUCCUUCCUUCAGCCUCUAACUAUUACUUCAUUUUAGCCUGGGCGCUGCUAAACUGUUAAUACAAACCGCAGACUAUUUCAGCUGUUUUAAAAUAGAAGUAGUAAAUGCAAACAGGGUUUGCUAUUAAUAUAUUGAAAAUAACUCCAUUAAGUGCUGAUUAUUUUUGUAUGUAGAUUGUAUAGUUGACUGUUUCUGAUGCUACCUAUACAUUUUCAUUGGCAAGCAUGCUGGAUAUUAUGGGAAAAAUGAAUAAAAUUAAUUUAUCUCACA
Mauremys mutica (yellowpond turtle) is the source of this 3206-nucleotide messenger RNA. It is a transcript of the gene ARMC2, whose product is annotated as armadillo repeat containing 2. The record is from RefSeq and is a predicted model, not a curated record. Gene Ontology annotation, biological process: sperm axoneme assembly; cilium organization. Bases 276 to 2972 code for a protein of 898 amino acids. Lineage: Eukaryota; Metazoa; Chordata; Testudines; Geoemydidae. Gene Ontology annotation, molecular function: protein binding. The transcript is spliced from 20 exons.